CCGUGUUUUCCUGCGCGCCAUUAUUAAGCGCUAUCUAGCGCAUAGGAAGAAUCUGUCUAAAUGAAAUAACAGGACAUAAUAAGAAAUCGGCGAAAAUAAGGGUACAGGGGAAAAACGUUUAGCAUUAUUUUGAAUAGUCAGAAUAUGAGAAGACACCUCGGAUGGAGUUAUUUCAGCCGCAUUUCUGUGCUGCAUAUGAGGUGUCUUUCAUUAGCGAUGCUGCGUCUGCGGACCGUUAUAUUUUAGGCUGACUGGUUGUGUAGCAGUCUACUCGUGCAAUACACCGCUCAAAACAUCUCACAAUUAUUUUUCCUACACGUGGAGGAUCAAAACUGCACAGAGAAUGCUUAAACAUGGGAUAGGCCUAUGCGUUUUAUGUGGUCAGUAUUUAUCUGAAACGAUUUUGAAGAUCCGCGGUCAGAGACAGACAGCGGCUCAGUACGCAGUCCUUCUCAAUCGCGUCAUAGCCCACUUCUGCUGAAUGCAAAGAAAGACAGACUUGAGACUCUUUAAAUAUUUAAGGAUAUGGACUCUUCAAAACUGAAGAUCUGCUAGUCUCUUUGUCUAACAUCUUCUAUGCAUGAUCUUCUAUCAAUACAUUUUAAACAGAGAAGUCACGGAUGAGAGCCCAUGACCAGGCUCCAAAAUUACCCCGAACGAGGACGCAGCCUAAAAAUUGCUCCAAUACGAAAUGCACCAGCUUCUCCAGGUGGAAUGUCGUCUACGGUAUAUAUAUUUUAAAAAUGCCUUCAUAAACACAAAUCUACAUUGAACCUUAUUGCGCAUCGCAAAGAGGAGGACUCCUGAAUUUGUCCUGAAUCAUUCCAAAAACACUGCUAUUUGGAUCCCGGACAUCAACAACUUUAAUGGCUUUUGUGUUCAGACGAUGGAGAGUGUUAUUGGUGCUGAACGUGAUUGCGGUUGCGGGGUUCAUGACACUUUGGACCAAGUGCACCCACAACCGAGUGACAAAAACCAUCGGUCAGGAAGAUGUGAAAAGACAAUCACGCUCUAACGGCACGGCUCAAGGUUUGAGCAUCAGUCAUGAAGUAUUACUAAAGAGACUCGGGUCAUUGGAGGACGUGGUCUACAGACAGCUUAAUGGUCUGUCCAAGUCCCUGGGGCUGAUUGAGGGUUUCGUGGGGCGAGGUAAAGGGGGCCUCCCCGCCACCCUAGCCCCAAAAGAAGAGGACGACGCAAAAGUACUGAGGGAGAAGUAUGGAUACAACGCUUACCUCAGCCAAAAGAUAUCACUGGAUCGGUCCAUACCAGACUACCGGCCCAGCAAGUGUAAAAAGACCAGCUUCCCCAGGGAUCUUCCAAACAUCUCCCUUAUCUUUAUCUUUGUCAACGAGGCGUUGUCAGUAAUCCUCCGCUCGGUCCACUCAGCUGUCAAUCACACACCGGCUCACCUCCUCAAAGAGAUCAUCUUGGUGGACGACUACAGCGAUGAUGAACAACUGAAAGGACCAUUGGAGGAUUAUGUAAACAAGCGUUACCCAGGCCUGGUGAAAAUCGUGAGGAACCAGAAGCGUGAGGGACUGAUCCGUGCCCGCAUCGAGGGCUGGAAGGCAGCCAGUGGUGAGGUGACUGGAUUUUUCGAUGCCCACGUUGAGUUCACACCCUCCUGGGCUGAGCCGGUUCUGACCAGAAUCAAAGAGGACCACAAGAGGAUCAUCCUGCCCUCCAUCGAUAACAUCAAGCAUGAGACGUUUGAGCUGGAGCGCUACGAGAACUCUGGCCAUGGCUACAACUGGGAGCUGUGGUGCAUGUACAUCAACCCCCCCAAACAGUGGUGGGAUGACGGGGACACCUCCGCACCCAUUAGAACUCCUGCAAUGAUUGGUUGCUCCUUUGUGGUGAACCGGGAAUACUUUGGGCACCUGGGGCUGCUGGACUCUGGCAUGGACGUCUACGGAGGAGAGAACAUCGAACUGGGGAUCAAGGUGUGGCUGUGUGGGGGCAGUAUGGAGGUGCUGCCCUGCUCCAGGGUGGCUCACAUCGCCAGGAUGAAGAAGCCCUACCACAGCAACAUAGCCUCCAGCACGCGGCGUAAUGCCCUGCGCGUGGCCGAGGUCUGGAUGGACCAGUUUAAGUCGCAUGUCUACCUGGCCUGGAACAUCCCAAUGGAGAACCAUGGGAUAGACUAUGGGGACAUCUCUCAGAGGGUAGCAUUGAGGAAAUCUCUGCAAUGUAAGAACUUUGAGUGGUACCUGGACAACGUCUAUCCAGAGAUGAGGAGGUACAACAACACCGUCUUUUACGGGGAGAUUCGUAGUAGCAAAGCGACCCAUCUGUGUAUGGACCAGGGAGAGAAGGUGAACCACACGGCCACCCUGCACCCCUGUCACGGAAUGGGACCCCAGUUGGGUCGGUACACCAAGGAGGGACAGUUUUUCCUUGGCGCUCUGGGCAGUACAGGGGAGGAAACACGCUGUCUGAUGGACGACCAGGUCUCCAAUUUCCCUCAGCUCCUCAACUGUGACAAAGUCUCGAACACCAGGCUGACCACAUGGCACUUCUCUCAGAAUGACUCAAUCAUCAACAGAGCCACGGGCCGCUGUCUGGAGGUGAUACAGGCGAACGCUUACUUCGGACACUCGCUGGUGCUUCAGACCUGCUCCGGACAGAAGUGGAACAUCAAAAACACAAUGAAGCAGUAGCCACAGCAUGAUGCAGAAUUCUUCUUUGACCAAGAUAGUGUUAUUGUACUGAAUUGAAUCAGUUGGCAUACUGUAUUAUUAAAAUUCUUCAGUUGG
This is a messenger RNA of Salmo salar (Atlantic salmon), 2759 nucleotides long. RefSeq names its product polypeptide N-acetylgalactosaminyltransferase 17. Gene Ontology annotation, biological process: protein O-linked glycosylation. Gene Ontology annotation, molecular function: polypeptide N-acetylgalactosaminyltransferase activity. Gene Ontology annotation, cellular component: Golgi apparatus. The record is from RefSeq and is a predicted model, not a curated record. NCBI's taxonomy places the organism in Eukaryota, Metazoa, Chordata, Actinopteri, Salmoniformes, Salmonidae.